Molecule: messenger RNA, 1712 nt
Organism: Habropoda laboriosa
Lineage: Eukaryota; Metazoa; Arthropoda; Insecta; Hymenoptera; Apidae
Gene: Zyx
Product: lipoma-preferred partner homolog
Exons: 6
Coding region: 87-1712 (541 amino acids)
Biological process (GO): cell-cell adhesion
Cellular component (GO): focal adhesion; stress fiber
Source: RefSeq, a predicted model, not a curated record
AUUUGAAAAGAAAAUACGAUUCGCUAACUCACCAGGUGAAUUUACCGAUUUUUUAAGUGGUAUAAACUCCAUUUUAUAAUAGAAAAAUGUCUAAUGUCAGUAACUUGGAACAACAAAUUGCAAACUUGCAAAUUAAUCAUGGGGAUAAUGUAAAAACUAUCAAGUCUGGGAAAAAAAUAGGUCCAGCUGUUCCUCCAAAACCAAAAAAAUCACAGCCACAGAUACCACAAAGUUACACUAUAAAGGCUGCAUCUGUACCAUCUUAUAGUACAGUACUUAAUAAUUCUGGACAAAAUGAAAAAUCAUCAAAUUUGUAUGUGAAUUCUCCUUCACCAUAUGUGCCACUGAAUAUAGAGAAAAAUGAUUUUUCACUAUCAUCCUCCACAAAUGGAAAAGAUGUUCCUAAAAAUUAUCAAAAUAAUGAAAAUUUUUAUGUACACCAAUCAGAUGAAAAAUUUGAACCAAAAUAUGGAUAUGAUGAAAAAAAUUAUUACUCAAAUGUUGGAAAUAUGCCUGCCCCUCAAGUUCCAGUUGAAGAUCAUUUAAGAUCAACAAGAAAAGUUGUAUAUAGCAAUAUAGAUCCUCCAAUACCUAUGCCAGUGAAUAAAGCAGCUAAAACUGAAAAAGAUAUAAUUUAUAGCAAUAUACAAUGGAAUUCUAAACCAGAAAAUACAUAUUGUAACAUUCCUUCUGCACAUAGUAAUGAUGACUUACCACCACCACCAGAACCUUCGGAAUAUGUUCCGUGUGUACCAGGUAGUUCUUUUCCGCCACCACCGGAGGAAUUACCACCCCCACCAAGUCCUGUGUCAUCUAGUUACAGCGAAUUAAGACGCGCAACGUAUCAAACUGAUUUUCCCUCUGAUAAUUAUCCAAAUGAUAUCUAUGGUUCAAGCUCGCAAUCCAGUUCAACCUAUGAAUCUAUAUAUGAACCAAUUAAUCCUAGACCACCAUCACAAUUAUCUUGCAAUUAUUCCAUGUAUUCUGGCUAUGGAUCCGCUACAUCCACUCAACCCCAAGGAAAGGUGUCUCCAGUAAAGGAGGUGGACGUUUUGACUGAUCUAUUAGUCCAAGGAAUGGAGGAUAAUUCUGAAGAUAGCGAUAUAUAUGGUAUUUGUGCACAAUGUGGUCGUAAGGUUGAAGGAGAAGGUACCGGUUGCUCUGCGAUGGAUAAAGUGUUUCAUAUCGACUGCUUCUGUUGUUAUGUUUGCAAAGUCAAUCUACAGGGUAAACCGUUUUAUUCUUUGGAAAGCAAACCCUAUUGCGAGGAAGAUUACUUGAAUACUUUGGAAAAGUGUUGUGUUUGCACGAGACCAAUACUUGAUAGAAUAUUAAGAGCUACAGGAAAACCUUAUCAUCCGUCCUGUUUUACGUGCGUAGUUUGCGGUCAAAGCUUAGAUGGCAUACCAUUUACAGUGGAUGCUACAAAUCAGAUUCACUGUAUACAGUGUUUCCAUAAAAAAUUUGCACCACGUUGCUGCGUUUGUAAGUUACCUAUCAUGCCAGAACCAGGACAGGAUGAAACUGUACGUGUUGUAGCGCUGGAUCGUAGUUUCCAUAUUCACUGCUACAAAUGCGAGGAUUGUGGAUUGGUUUUAUCUUCCGAUUCUGAGGGACGUGGCUGUUACCCUCUAGACGACCAUGUACUGUGCAAAAGUUGUAACGCUACUCGUGUACAAGCACUAACAUCGCAUAUGACGACUGAAUUAUAA